Molecule: messenger RNA, 645 nt
Organism: Oikopleura dioica
Lineage: Eukaryota; Metazoa; Chordata; Appendicularia; Copelata; Oikopleuridae
Source: the annotation of a GenBank genome assembly
AUGAUCAGAAAAAUUGAAAAGGAUUUUCUAAAACGGAGAGGAAAAGUCAGAGAAUGCUUUCAAUGCCAAGGUUUCACAGAAACAAUGAGAACUAUCCAUUUUCCUCCCAAAACACGAUCGUAUUGUACUAUAUGCGCAGCAGGUACCGCUCUCGUUCCCAUUCGCGAGCAAACGACCGAUGCUAAAUUUAUAUGUCCAAAGAAAAAGUGCAAGAAAACGUACAAAUUCGUCGAGUUUUUCAAUGCAACUUGCUGUGAAGACCCUCCUCCAAAAGAGCAAACACCAUUUGAGCAAUUGAAAACCUUGCAAGAUAAGCUUCAGAUGGCUCAAUUGAUGGAAACCGCGAUGACGGCGCAAGUAGAACGAGCGAGAAAGUAUCUUAGAGAAUGUGAGGAUAAGCAAAGAAAACUUGCCAACGAGUCUACUCGUAUAGAAUCUGAGAUAUUAUUGAUGACAAAUGAAAUUUGCAAAAAGAAUCAGCCAAACACUUGCAAAGUAUGCUUUGAAAACUACAAUGAAAACGAUCGUCGGGAGUCGACGAUUCCAUGUGGUCAUAGAUUUUGCUAUUCUUGCUUGACACAGUUGUACGAGUGUGGAAUUUGCCGAACCGGUUUUAACAAUAACCAGAUCAUCAAACUAUUUUAA